GAGGGUUCCAAUUUUAAGGGGGUGGAAGUGGGCAUGAGCCUGCACAGGCCGGUUUUGUGGGGGAAGGGAUGCUAACAGCAGCUAUUUGUGGGGACGUUUUUGCUGCGCCUACAGUUGAUUCAAUUUUAGCUGGCAUUCGAGCUGUUACUGGUCCAAAGGGAUGUCUUCUGAUUGUCACGAAUUAUACUGGUGACCGCUUAAAUUUUGGUAUGGCUGCUGAACAAGCAAAAUCUGAAGGCUAUAACAUUGAGACUGUGAUCGUUGGAGAUGAUUGUGCAUUGCCUCCUCCUCGAGGCAUAGCUGGUCGAAGGGGUUUGGCAGGAACUAUUCUUGUUCAUAAGGUGGCUGGAGCUGCAGCUGCUGCUGGGCUUUCUCUUGCUGCUGUUGCUGCAGAAGCAAAACGUGCAUCUGAAAUGGUUGGAACAAUGGGUGUUGCAUUAUCUGUUUGCACGCUGCCCGGUCAGGUUACAUCAGAUCGUUUAGGCCCAGGAAAGAUGGAACUUGGUCUUGGAAUUCAUGGAGAACCUGGUGCUGAUGUGGCUGAUCUUCAACCUGUGGACGUAAUAGUUUCUCAUGUUUUAAAGCAGAUACUUUCACCGGAGACGAACUAUGUUCCGAUUACAAGGGGUAGUAGAGUGGUGCUUAUGAUCAAUGGAUUAGGUUCCACACCUCUGAUGGAACUGAUGAUUGCAUCCGGAAAAGCAGUACCUAAGUUGCAACUGGAGCAUGGAUUGGCCGUUGAUAGAGUAUAUACAGGAUCAUUUAUGACUUCUCUUGAUAUGGCAGGUUUUUCAAUUUCCAUCAUGAAAACAGAUCAAGCUAUUUUGCAACUUUUGGAUGCGCCGACAAGGGCUCCAGCUUGGCCUGUUGGUGUUGAUGGUAGUCACCCACCUGCCAAGAUUCCUGUUCCAUUGCCUCCUGCUCGUUCAACAAAGAGUGAUGAGGCAUUAGGUCGGCCACUGCAACUGAAUCAAGGUGGUCAGAUUCUUGAGGCAGCUAUUGAAGCAGCUGCAAAUGCAGUUAUUGAUCUCAGGGAUAGUUUAAACGAAUGGGAUAGUAAAGCAGGUGAUGGUGACUGUGGGUCAACUAUGUAUAAAGGAGCUGCUGCAACAUUAGAGGACAUGACAAAUUAUCCUUUGAAUGAUGCUGCCGAAACAGUGAAUGAAAUCGGAUCAUCCAUUGGACGAGUUAUGGGAGGAACAAGCGGGAUCAUGUAUAAAAUAUUUUGCAAGGCAGCUUACGCACAGUUGAAAGCAAGCACCCAGUCAGACUUCACGGCAAAAAGAUGGGCAGAAGCGCUCGAAGCUGCUAUUUCUGCAGUUAGUAAAUAUGGGGGAGCUAGUGCCGGCUAUCGCACUUUGUUAGAUGCGCUUAUUCCAGCAUCAGUAGUUCUCAAGGAGAGGUUAGACGCGGGUGAUGACCCUGUUACUGCAGUUCUUCUCUCUUCUGAAGCAGCAUUGGCCGGAGCUGAGUCAACUCAACACAUGCAAGCUCAAGCUGGUCGUUCAACUUAUAUCUCUGGGGAGAUACUUGCAUCAGUUCCAGAUCCAGGCGCUAUGGCUGCAGCAGCGUGGUACAGGGCAGCAGCUUUAGCUGUUAAGGAUAAAUACCAGCCUUCUUAAUAUCAUGGUCUGUUGCUUGGCUCCAUGAGUGACUAUUGUCUCCGUGAUAUUGAUCAAGGCAAAAUACAGCAGAAGUGCACAACGAACUUUCUUUUCCAUCUUCUUUCUUUGUGUAAAAUAUUGUGUUUUCCGUCGGCGGAGAUCUUG
Messenger RNA from Morus notabilis, 1769 nucleotides. Its product is annotated as putative 3,4-dihydroxy-2-butanone kinase. Gene Ontology annotation, molecular function: glycerone kinase activity; ATP binding. The transcript is spliced from 19 exons. Bases 69 to 1622 code for a protein of 517 amino acids. Gene Ontology annotation, biological process: glycerol catabolic process. The record is from RefSeq and is a predicted model, not a curated record. Lineage: Eukaryota; Viridiplantae; Streptophyta; Magnoliopsida; Rosales; Moraceae. Gene Ontology annotation, cellular component: cytosol.